This is a messenger RNA of Habropoda laboriosa, 2679 nucleotides long. Its product is annotated as zinc finger CCHC domain-containing protein 4-like. The coding region runs from base 1 to 2679 and encodes 892 amino acids. Gene Ontology annotation, molecular function: nucleic acid binding; serine-type endopeptidase activity; zinc ion binding. Gene Ontology annotation, biological process: proteolysis; rRNA methylation. NCBI's taxonomy places the organism in Eukaryota, Metazoa, Arthropoda, Insecta, Hymenoptera, Apidae. The transcript is spliced from 12 exons. The record is from RefSeq and is a predicted model, not a curated record. Gene Ontology annotation, cellular component: nucleolus; cytoplasm.
AUGGAAUGCUACUGGUCCGACCCGAGUAAACAUCCUCAAUGUCCACAUGGACCUACCUUGUUAUUUGGUUCAUACGAAACUGGUAAAUUGCAGAAAUUCUACGUGUGUGCUGCUUGCCGCGAGAGAAAAAUGUGCAAAUUUUAUUUAAAAGAAGAUGAACAAUUAACGAAACGGCAAGCAACCAAAUGGGAUCAGGAAAAGAAGCGAUAUGUAUCUCGUUAUCGUCAUAGAUCGUUAUAUGUACGUUUUAAUGAGAUAAUGGCAAUAGCACCAGAGAAAAGGUGUUACUGUUACACUUGUGAGCAAUUGAUAUCCAAAGCUGAUAAGGAUGAUACGAACAAACACAAGAAUCAUGACAUAAAAGAAGGCCUGACAGACUAUGAAAUGACACAUCCAACAGAAAUCUUGAAACCUUUGGAAAAUUCUAGACAAGAAGCUCAAUAUUUUUUUACAAAGAAAGCAACAGAGGAUAUAGUAAAUAUACUUGUAAAACUUGGUGCAAAGCAAGUUCUUUGCAUUGGUACUCCAAAAAUUCAUGAACAUAUUUUAGAGAAACAUGAAGAUAAUAUAUCUUCACUCCUGUUAGAUUUUGAUGGAAGAUUUCACAACUUUUUUGGACCACUGAAUUAUUGUUGGUAUAACCUUUUGAAUAAUCAUUUUUUCAAUGAGAGUGCUAUGUAUGUAUUUAAAGACUUUGUCAUGCAAAACAAGGGAAAAGACAUAUACUUGGUAUGUGAUCCACCUUUUGGUAGUAGAGUAGAACCAAUAUCAUGGACCAUAAAGAAAAUUUCUGAUCUCCAUAGAAAAUGGAACAAUAUAGAAGAUGAGAGUGAUUGCUUAAAAGUUAUAUUCAUAUUUCCAUACUUCAUGGAAUCCAUAAUGAAACAGAAAAGCAAUCCACCUGAUGUGGAAGGUGGCUUAAGGGAUUUAAGAAUGACAGACUACAAAGUAUCGUAUGAUAAUCAUCCUUUAUUUAUAACAGACUCCAAACCUACUAAAUUACCAUCACCAAUCAGAAUGUUUACAAAUGUACCAUUAAACUUAGUCCAACUUCCUAAGUCAGAUGGUUAUUGGUAUUGUAAAAAAUGUAAGAAAUGGGUUUCCGAAGAAAAUAAACAUUGUAAGAAAUGUCAGGACUGUACUUCCAAAAAUGGUCUCACAUAUAAACACUGUGACAUAUGCAAACGAUGCGUGAAACCUUAUUGGAAACAUUGUAAAACAUGCACAAGAUGUGUUGUGACAAAACAUCUGUGUGGCAACAAGCCAAAUGUCAUUGGAAAAUGUUUUAAAUGCAACGAACCUGGACACACUGAGAAAGAAUGUGAUAUAGAUGAAGAAACUCAUAUAAAUGCAGCAAAAACUAAAAAGAUUAGAAAACGCAAGGCUAGUGAUGAAAAAGAAACUGUCAAUAACAUAAAGAAGAGGAAAGUACGGGCUUCAGGUGAACCUGAUGAAGAAACAGGGAAAAUAUCAGUAGUUAAAAAUACUAAAAAGUCCUUGAGGAAGUUGGAGAAGAAAGGGGAAAAACAAAAGAUAACACCAGAGCUAAAAGUUAAGAAACCUCGAAUGUUAAAGAAACCUGAAGCUUUAAAAAUACAAAAAAAAGCAAAGUUACGCAAUCAGUCAAAUGGAAUUGUAAAUAUAAAGAAGAAAAUGAAAAAACAACCAGCAUAUAAUUUGAUGCAUUCCGUGUUCACGAUACAUGCUACAUCUUGGAAUGGAAAUGACAAUAGGAAUAGAUAUAAUUUUAUAGCAGAUGUGGUGGAGGUAUCAGCUCCUGCUGUAGUGUACAUUGAAAUUCAAAGCAAUAAAAGACAUGAUUCUUAUACAGGUAAACCAUCCACCAUAAGCAAUGGGUCUGGUUUCAUUGUUGGAUCAGAUGGAUUGAUACUGACCAAUGCUCAUGUGGUUACCAAUAGGCCUAAUACAACUGUUAAGGUACGUCUUUAUGAUGGAACUACUUAUGUUGGCCUUGUAGAGGACAUUGAUUUGCGCAGUGAUCUUGCUACUGUGCGGAUUAAAAAGACAAAUUUGCCAGUAAUGAAGCUGGGCUCUUCUGCAAAUCUUAGACCAGGGGAAUUUGUAGUAGCAAUUGGAUCUCCAUUAGCUCUAAAUAAUACAAUAACAAGUGGAGUAAUAAGCAGUGUAAAUAGACAGAGCCAAGAACUUGGUCUUCGCAAUAAGCAGAUGGCUUACAUCCAGACUGAUGCUGCUAUCACUUUUGGAAAUUCUGGUGGUCCACUGGUUAAUUUAAAUGGAGAAGCAAUUGGUAUAAAUGUAAUGAAAGUAACGUCUGGCAUUUCUUUUGCAAUACCCAUAGAUGAUGUUAAAGAUUUUUUAAAGAAAGCAGAACAACGUAGAAAGAACGAAGGUAUAAAAACCGUAGCCGACAAUCCCCAAACUAAAUAUAUCGGUGUCACAAUGCUUAGCCUAACGCCAGAUCUCUUUGACGAAUUGCAAAAGAAAUUAAGGGGAAUUCCACGCAACAUCAGGCACGGAGUACUAAUCUAUCAAGUGACCGUGGGAUCACCGGCACACAUGAGAAUUUGUAUUUUUCGAGAUAUCGACUAUCAAGUGAAAGUCAAGGAAAAGUUAUCGAGGGUUCAAAGGUCAGUGAUUUCAAAGGGUCAAGUCUCAGCGCGUCGUCACACACUUUCCAUCCUUCGAAUUUUAAAUUAA